AUGAAACAGUCAAGCCUGCUAAAUUUCUUUGGUAAAAAGGCGGAAAAUUCAUCACAAAGUUGUACUAAUGAAAUAUUGGAUACAAGUUCUACGUUAACAGAAUGUAAACAGUCUAAUGGUGAUGAAAGUUUCAUUAUUCCCGGUACACCGGAUACCAGUAUUCGAAGUUUAGAAACUCCAUUAACUGGAAGAGCAGCUUUAGGAAAUCUACAAUUGCAUAGAAUACCAUCACCAUCGCCACGGAGUAAAACGCGAACAGCAGUUACACGUCGCUCAUCAUUUACAAUUCGACGUGAAGAAAUUGUACGAUCAAAAUUGACUGAUCUACUUUCUGGUGAUCCUGUCGAUCCAAAUGAAAAUGAUUUCAUGCGUGCUGAUCGACAGGCACGAGCUUCUGCUAAGCUGCGUCGAGGGAAUUAUGAUCUUUUAAAUUAUGCUCCUCAAGACCAAAUCAUCAUAAAAGUGACAUCAAGUAAUGAGGUAUUUAAGAGUGGAGCAUCAUGUCAGUCUUUAUACACCAGUAGUCGGGCUAAAAUGAUGGUGUCCAAAGCCUUAACUACAACAUGCUUAACGUCAAGCUGCAAGUUGACAGGAGAUCCGUUAGUCGUGAAUCCUGUUGAAAAGCUUGCAAAACGUAUGAAGAUAGAUGACCAGUGUAUUUCUCAUUCUAAGGACGUAAAUAUUUCAACCAAUAAGGAGAAAACAAAUCUCUCUGCGCCUAAAGGAAUUCAUCUUAAUACUGAGGAGUUAUCUGUCUUAGAUGAUGUCUUAAAUGAACUGGUCGUGGAGACAAACAACAUAUCAAGUAGCAAGACUUGUAAGUACGAGUCAGUGGAUUUAAAAGUGUCGAAAACGCUAGUUGGUGGUGAGGAGCAGAUUACACAGUCAGUUGUCCAUGAUGAGACAUUACAGGAUCUUAAUUUAAGCGAUUGGACACCUGAAACCAAAGAGAUAGAAAAGGUUGAAGAUGGGUGCACUGUAAAUGAUCAGUUGUUUAAAGACCAGAAUCAAUCCUUUAUACGUGCUACAGUUUUGGAAAUCACUAAGAAACGAGACCAAACUGAUUUAGUGGUUCGUGUAUACAACAGUAAUAACCAUAAUAAUAAUGAUAAAUGUAACACUACUGAAAUGAAUGUUAUCCUGCGUGAUUCGUGGCAAGACUCACCAAUUCGUAUAAACGAUGUCAUUCAUAUUAUACCGGAUGUGUUCAACACUGAUGAUAUGGAAGUAUCUGUAAGGCAUUCUUCUUCUUCUUCUUUUCCACUGGUUAUAUCUGAUCAUAAUAAUAAUAAUUCUACAUGUUCUGUAGUAUGCUUACACCCGAAUUAUCUUCUGCCUACUACAAAGAUUGUCGGUAGCUUGAAUUGUUUAAGACGUGCCGUGUUAGAACAAUUUUGGCUUUCUGAUAGUAGUAGUAGUAGUGGUUCUAUUGAUAAUGAUGCUUUAUUAUCGACAACAACAAAUCAAAGUUCUUAUGGACCUGAAGUUAUGCUGAUUGGUAGUUUAGUUCAUGAACUUUUUCAAAAGAUAAUUUCCGAAGAAACCAUUCCUAGAAAUAUGAUCUCUCAGAUGAUUUCUGAUCUUGUUCAUCGUCCGUCAACAGUAUUACAAAUGUAUGCACUUGAUAUGAAGUUGAAAGUGCUUAUCACAAAAUUGGAAGAAUAUGUACCGAAAAUUCUUAACUGGAUUCAAGCCCACUAUCCUGAACGACGAAAUGAUGGCGCUCGAUCGAUUACUACUGGCCAAGUGAAGAUAGAGGAUGUUAUUGCUGUAGAAGAAAAUAUAUGGUCGAGUCGCUUAGGUUUGAAAGGCAAAAUUGACUUGACAUUGUUAUGUCGAAUGCCUUUAAAUAGUGGGUCUGGUGGUGAUGAAUUGAUGCUGCCAACCUUAAAUGUGAUACCUAUGGAAUUGAAAACUGGUAAUCCAUCUUAUUCAAUUGAACAUAAAGGUCAAGUCUAUUUGUAUCUGCUGUUAGCCAAAGAAUUUUACGGUACACAUUACACCACGUCUAAACAUCCAUCUGUGCCUGUUGCAAAUGCUGGUUGGCUUGUUUAUCUAAAAGAGGCAAUAACAAAUAAUGAGCGCUGUCAAAAACAAAAGUCAUACACAAAUCCAAGCAUUGUUUACCCUGAUGUAAGAAGUUUUCGUGGUCUUAUACACACACGUAAUCAGUUAGUUUCGGGCAUUAUGGAUUUGUUGAAGUCAACGGAUACUUCUUCCUCAUCCGCUCAUACUGAAAACUGGAAAGCUGAUUUACCCAAUUGUAUAAAACAACUGCGUGUAUGUCAAAUGUGUAGCGUACAGCUGACAUGUAGUUUAUUUGAGAAAAGUCAUACAAAGUCGCAUACUAUUGCAAGCAAUUCAUUUAAAAAUGUUCCAGAAUUUCUUAGUAAGCGUCGUUCUCAUCUGUGUCAGGAACAUAUUAAUUUUUUUAUUCACUGGUCUAAACUUCUGUUAACUGAACACUAUGAUAAUGAACGUUUUGAAGAUGUAAUUGGACGUAUCUGUAAAUCAUCUUCAAAGAUUGACAAAUUUAUUUCUUCUGGUACUGUUCGUGGUUUACGUUUAUUGAAAACAAAAACUAUUGAAUCUUCUCUAUCCGGAGAAUGUGAAGUUCAAAGUUGGUUUAUUUUAGAGGAGAAAUCAAAUGAUCAUUCAGAUGAAACAUUAUUAUCACUUUCUGGUUUAAGUGUGGGUGAUUUAGUAAUUGUCAGCAGUGAUGAUGGUCGUUUCUUGGGCAUAGAUUUAGCGACAAUUGUUCCUACUGACGAAUUCUGUGGUGUUGAAACUAAUAAGCGUCAUCGUGUUAGUAGUUCAAAUCAACUGUAUUGUAACAAAUCUGUUAUUUCUCUUAUGUCUACCAGACCAUUUCUUGAUCGGGUUAAAUUAUUUCGUAUCGAUCGUUAUAUAACAAUGAAAACAGUUCAGUUGAACUUAUCGAAUUUAGUGGGAUUAAUGCAAAAUUCUAAACUGUGCGAAGCACUACGAGAACUAAUCAUCGAUGGUCGGAUGCCUAACACAUCAAAAACAAUAUCAAAACGCGUUGUGAAAGAAAUUCGUCCAAUUUUGAAACCAUUAAAUAUGAAUCAACGUGUAGCUAUUCUUCAAACGCUAUUUUCACACGAUUAUAUCUUAAUCAAAGGUUAUCCAGGAUCAGGAAAGACUGAAACUUUAGUCGCUUUAUUGCGUGUUCUUAUUCUACUGAAGAAAAGAAUCCUUGUCGCAGCGCAUACUCAUUCUGCUGUAGAUAAUCUUCUUUUAAGAUUGUGUCAAACUGGUGAAAGUCGUAUUUUAAGAUUGGGUCAGAUAAAUCGAAUACACACCAAUUUGUUAAAGUAUUCACUUGAAUCCAAACUGAACACGUUUUUGAAGUCAAAUGAAAAAUCACGGAUUGACGCGACUGAUUAUUUACAUAGUCUUAUGAAAGAUGCUGUUGUUGUUGGAUGUACGGCGUUGUCUGCAAGUGGUGGGAAUGAUUCAAAACAUGCAGCACUGAUACAUGAAAAAUUUGACGUUGUUUUAAUUGAUGAAGCUAGUCAGUUGAUGUGUCCUACCAGUUUAGGACCAUUAUUGUGUCUGAAUAAUGAGCAACGAUCUGAUGAUAGUGUAAAGUGUUGUCGAUUCGUACUUGUCGGUGAUCCGUAUCAGCUGCCUCCUUUGGUUCGAAGUCAAAAGGCCAAGCAAGGCGGUUUAAAUCAAAGUCUUUUCUCACUACUAUUAAAUCAUAAUCAUCAUCAUAUUGAACACGAUUAUGGACAGUCAGUGGCCAGCAAUCCGUCAGACGAAUUGUCAAAUAAAGAGUAUAUUAUUGAGCUGACAAUUCAAUAUCGCAUGAAUUCAAGCAUUCUAGCAUUAUCUAAUCGUUUAGUGUAUCAGAAUAAAAUGUCUUGUGCUGAUGCAAAUGUAUCACAGGCUACUCUACAGUUAAAACCUGGAGUUUCAGAUAGAAAUAUGCAAAAGAUGCCAUUAUGGAUUAAACGUGUCAUGAGUUCAUCACUUUCUGAUUCUGUAUUGCUUUUGGAUACAAAAGAACUUCAGUGUUGUGUCACUCCUUCCAAUCAAUCGCAUGCAUUAAAUUCUAAUCCAACUGAAGCCCAAUUAGUUUUGUUUAUGAUAAAACAAUCUAUGAAUACGUUUCUGCUUGAUUCUAAAGACAUUGGCAUCAUUGCACCGUAUAGAGCACAAGUUCAUCUACUCAAGAAUAUAAUGAAAGAAAAUUUACUUGAAGAUAUUGAAGUAAAUACUGUUGAUCAAUUUCAAGGUCGUGAUAAACGAUGGAUUUUACUUUGUCUAACUAAUUGUCCUUCAAUGUUGAGAAAUCAUGGAAAUGAUGAGUGUACUGAAUUCAAUCGAGUUCAUCUACUUGAAGAUUUAAGUCGUUUAAAUGUCGCUUUAACUCGUGCUCGACAUAAACUCACCAUUCUUGGUUGUACUGGUGAGCAUAAUUCACAAGGGGAAAAAGAACAAUUCAGUCAGAUAACAAAACUCAAAGAAUUAUUUUCUCUUAUCAAAUCAACAUUUAGUUAUGAAGCAUUACCGGUGGAUACUAUUUCCUAUAUCAAUAAUAGUAGUAGUGUGAAACAUAAACACAGAUUUUAUGUUUUACCCUUUUGGUUUUAG
Trichobilharzia szidati is the source of this 4620-nucleotide messenger RNA. The record is from the annotation of a GenBank genome assembly. Lineage: Eukaryota; Metazoa; Platyhelminthes; Trematoda; Strigeidida; Schistosomatidae.